AUGAUGGAUGUGAAAACUCCUGAUGAAACUAGUUCUAUACAAAGACAGUAUACAAAGAUUCUAGAUGGAUAUGGUUCCUUAGGUGUACUUCAAUUCAAAUCAGGUGAUGUCGUCAAUUUGUAUUUGGUUAUGGUAACUGCAUGUGUGUCUGUGAAUAAGAUUCUUGAUUCAGAAGUUUUUCGUGUGACAGCAACUACAUUCAUACCACUGCAGUGCCAUGCAUCAGAUGAUGAAAAGGUCAAUGAGAUACGCAAGCUAUUGAAUUCAGGAACAUUCUAUUUCUCCUGGUCUUCAUCCAAAGAUGCCUGGGAUCUCAGUCUUUGUGCUCAGCGACAACUGCAACAGCAUGAAACUGACAACAGAUUUUUCUGGAACAAAAUGUUGCAUGUCCACUUGGAACGUUAUGGCGUAGAUUGUAGCCAAUGGUUAUUCAAAGUCAUAUCUGGUGGUGUUGAGAUUCGGACAAUCUAUGCUGGCAAUAAACAGGCUAAAGCUUGUCUCAUAUCUCGCUUGAGCUGCGAACGAGCAGGGACUCGAUUCAUGGUACGAGGAACCAAUGAUGAUGGUCAUGUGGCAAAUUUUGUGGAAACAGAACAGGUGAUUUUCCUAGAUGAUCAGAUCUCUUCAUUCCUUCAAGUUAGGGGAUCAGUCCCCUUAUUCUGGGAUCAGCCUGGUGUUCAGGUGGGAUCUCAUAAAAUUCGCUUGUCUCGUGGCUUUGAAGCAUGUGCCCCAGCAUUUGAUCGACAUAUGAGUAUGUUAAAGAAAUUUUAUGGCAAGCAAGUAAUUGUGAAUCUGUUGGGAAGCAAAGAAGGAGAACACAUGCUCAGCCAAGCAUACCAGAAUCACCACAACAGUUCAUGUCAUAAGGACAUCCCUCAUAUUGCUUUUGACUAUCAUGCAGAAUGCAGAGGUGGGAAUUUAAGGAAUCUUGCUAAGCUGAAAAAGAUUACUAUUGAUUAUUUAAACAGUUUCAACUUUUUCCACAGUUCUACAGGCAAUAUCACCAAUCAACAACUUGGGACCAUGCGAACAAAUUGUGUAGAUUGUCUUGAUCGGACAAAUGCUGUUCAAAACAUGUAUGGUUUAAUUAUGCUUGAGAAACAAAUGGAAUCUCUGGGUUUUGCUGGCAAACCUCAGAUGUGUUCCCGUUUUGAAGAAGUCUACAAACAAAUCUGGACAGAAAACGGUGAUCAUGUAAGCCGAAUUUAUGCUGGCACUGGAGCCAUGGGUGGCGGCAGAUCAAAAUAUUCUGAUGCAGCACGUUCAGCUACACGUACGAUCCAAAACAACUUUUUAGACAGUAACAAACAAGAGGCCAUUGAUAUAUUUCUCCUUGGCUCAACACUGGUUGGAGAACUUAGGGAACGAGCCAAAGCCUUACUAACAUCCCGUUGCCUUCAUGCUCCAGAAGGCAUCCUAAGAGAGAUGGUUGCACGUCACAGAGAAUAUACUGAACUUGGUAAUAUUCGUAUCUGUUGUGGUACAUGGAAUGUCAACGGAGGCACCCAUUUCCGAAGUAUUGCCUUUAAGAAAGAAAAACUUUCUGACUGGUUACUUGAUGCCCAUAAAUGUUGCCAGGAAUUAUUUCCAAAUUCUCUUGAUGCUGAUGCUGAUUAUGGUAUUCCUCCUGAUAUCUUUGCUAUUGGGUUUGAGGAAAUAGUUGAUCUUAAUGCUAGCAAUAUUGUAAGAGCCAGUACUGAAAAUUCUCGUGAAUGGCAAAAUGAAAUCCAAAAGACAAUCUCACGAGAACACAAAUACAUUCCAUUAGCAACAGUUCAACUCGUAGGAGUUUGCUUAAAUCUAUUUAUACGGCCAAGUUUGGCACCCUUUAUCAGAGAUGUCGCCAUUGAUUCUGUUAAAACUGGGUUGGGUGGUGCUACUGGCAACAAAGGUGCUGUGGCCAUUCGCUUCUUGUUCCAUGCCACAUCUUUUUGCUUUAUCUGUGCCCAUUUUGCUGCUGAUCUUCAUCGGGAUGAAGUAAAAGAAUUAGUUCGAAAUCACAACUGGACAGCACUACAAGCUGCUGACCAACUCUCGGUACAGAUGAAAGCUGGCAAUGUGUUUCGUGGUUUUGAAGAAGGCCAAACUAAUUUUGCUCCAACAUACAAAUAUGACAACUUUAGUGAUGAUUAUGACACAAGUGAGAAAUGUAGAUCUCCUGCUUGGACUGAUCGUGUGUUAUGGAGAAAAAGGAAGUUUCUUACUAAAACUGGUGUUGAUGAUCCCUAUUAUGUUCCGGUGAAACAAAUUCUGUACAGUCGUGUGGAGUUGAGGACAUCUGACCAUAGGCCUGUUAUUGCAUUGUUUGAGUUGGACUAUCAGAAAGUAAAUGAAGAAAAAAAGAAGAAAGUGCUGGAAGAUGUUGUUAUUGAACAAGGUCCACCUGAUGCUACUGUCAUCAUUAGUUUAGAGAAUGGCCAAACAUUUAAUGAAGCCCUUGUUGAUGAGAUUGUUCAGGUAUUCAGUGAAUGUGGAGAGAUUCUGCUAAUAAGAUUUGUUGAAGAAGACAUGUGGCUCAUUUACAAACAUGGUCAAAGUUCUUUAGAAUCAGUUAAAAAGGACAAGAUUACAGUAAGCAACUGUGUAUUGAAUGUUAAACUGAAAAACCCAGAUUGGAAAUCAACAUUAUGGAAAGAAUUGGAUUUGUGCUCUAUGAAUACAGAAGCUCUUUACACACCUGGUUCAAGCACACUUCUUGGAGAUGACAUUAAUACCACUGAUACGAGUGUAUUUUCAAUGGAAGGUGAUGUUGAUUUCGAUGAAGAAGCUUCGGACAUAGUGUUGCCAGUUCCUCCACUGCCAGCAUGGUCACGAUCAAGCACACCAUCAUCAGGUCGAAAUAGUCCAGCUGCAUCUGAUGAUAGUUCAUCAGACAAACCUCAGCGACCAGAACGUCCACCCCCACGGCCUACAGCACCUCUAGCUGAGAAAAAAGUACCUCCUCAGAGACCUGGUAAACCACCACCGAGACCAACAAGUGGGCCUACAAAGGUUAAACCUGAACCAGCCAAACCAUUGAAAGCCCCAAUGCGCCCACAAGUAGAACAAACAAAGUUCAAGCAAAUAAACAACAUUGGCCUACCAACCAAUGUGCAGCACCAAGGCCAUGCCAUUAGUAUUGAUGAUGCUGAAAGGUUGAUAGAUAAGCUCCUAUUAAAAGAGAACAAUACUAGCCAACCAUCUAGCAUUAUCUCACCAUCAGAUAUCAGUAUCCAGCUUAAGUCGCCAUCUCCCCAGAGCAACUUAUCCAGAAGCCAAACUGCUGAAUGCCUAACUUCAGACUCAUCAAGAGAUGAAAAUUUUCAGGGUGAUAUUCCCAAACCAAAACCUCGCAUAGCUCGAUUGCGCAGUGCCAGUGUCGAAAGUUUCACAAUGACUGAAAGGUCUUUGGCAGAAGGUUCCCAGCCACCUCUUCCUGUAACUCGUACUCGACCUGUGACUAAUGUCAUAGAGAGCCAGGUGAAUAGCACGCUUGGUAGUGUCCCACCUGUUCCUUCGAGAAACAAUCCAUUUACCAACAAGCAACCAUUAGUGAAACCUGUUACCCCUUGUCCCUCUGGACCACCACCUCCUUUGCCCUCAAAUAGCUUGACUCCAAAUAUGAUACCUUCUUCUGCAGCCAGGCCUAGGCCAAAGCCUUCUUCAGGAGCUCCUCCACCUCCUCUCCCUUCUCGACCACCUUCUAGUCUUCCCCCAGUGCCAGCUCGUUCAAAACCUCCUCCACCUGUGCCACCACGACAGUGA
This is a messenger RNA of Acanthosepion pharaonis, 3744 nucleotides long. The record is from the annotation of a GenBank genome assembly. Lineage: Eukaryota; Metazoa; Mollusca; Cephalopoda; Sepiida; Sepiidae.